Messenger RNA from Drosophila biarmipes, 2395 nucleotides. RefSeq names its product diuretic hormone receptor (gene Dh44-R2). NCBI's taxonomy places the organism in Eukaryota, Metazoa, Arthropoda, Insecta, Diptera, Drosophilidae. Gene Ontology annotation, molecular function: peptide hormone binding; G protein-coupled peptide receptor activity; diuretic hormone receptor activity. The record is from RefSeq and is a predicted model, not a curated record. The coding region runs from base 508 to 1983 and encodes 491 amino acids. Gene Ontology annotation, biological process: cell surface receptor signaling pathway; adenylate cyclase-modulating G protein-coupled receptor signaling pathway. Gene Ontology annotation, cellular component: plasma membrane. The transcript has 12 exons.
CCGCCUUUGGACGCGUGUGUCCGAGUCGCCCAGCCGCACCAGUCUAUCCGUAAUCUUGGCCCGUAAUCUCGCCAUCUCGCAUCAAGGAACCAGCCUCCGCGAAACCGAAAAAUCACAACAAGCGCCGGCGGCUUAAUUCUGUUGUUCGUCGUUAGUCUUGCGGGGCGAUUGGUGUUUCUGUCUGUUUUUUUUUUUUCGGGAAGUAUUCGAUGUCAUCUAUAAUUAAACGUGUUCCCGAGUCCCCGACAGUGUGUCAUACCGCGAUCGUGCGUGUGUGCUAAGUAAUGCAAACAAAUAAAUGAUAAUGAUAAAAAGGCGAUAAACGUUUAAAGCUCUGAGCAAGAAAAGAGGUGCAAAAAAGCAAAAAGAAAACCCCAUAUUCGUUUAAUUGCGCAUCGCACGGCGAGGAGAGAGAAAGUGCCCGUGGAGUGCCAGAGUUCAGGAGCGGAGACGCCUCGCUGACAGGUUCCUGCUGUCAUCCAUAUUGCACCACCCGGCUCCGGGCACAUGGCAGACGACGAUUUGAGGGCCCUGGUCGACAGCCUGGACGACGCCUCGCAGGAGGACCUGGCCAAGGUCAUCGCCAACUUCUCGGUGGACAUGCUGCAGCGGGCCAGCGCCCUAAUUGGCGCCCAACAGGGGAGCAGUGGGGGGCAGCUGCGCAACCGCACGCAGGAGUGUCUGCAGCAGCAGCAGCGGGAGGACCUGGAGGCGGAGGCCCUGGCCGCUGGUGGCAAGCGGAUUUUACAAUGUCCCAGCUCGUUCGAUUCGGUGCUGUGCUGGCCGCGCACAAAUGCCGGCAGCCUGGCUGUUCUGCCCUGCAUCGAGGAAUUCAAGGGCAUUCACUACGACACCACAGAUAAUGCUACUCGCUUUUGUUUUCCGAACGGAACCUGGGAUCACUACUCGGACUACGACCGCUGUCAUCAGAACUCGGGUUCCAUACCCCUGGUACCGGACUUCUCGCCCAACGUCGAACUGCCGGCCAUCAUAUAUGCCUGUGGUUACUUCCUCAGCUUCGCCACCUUGGUGGUGGCCCUCAUCAUAUUCCUCAGCUUUAAAGAUCUGCGUUGCCUGCGAAACACCAUUCAUGCGAAUCUGUUCCUCACCUACAUCACCUCAGCCCUCCUGUGGAUACUCACAUUGUUCCUCCAAGUGAUCACCACAGAGUCCAGUCAGGCUGGCUGCAUAACGCUCGUCAUCAUGUUCCAAUACUUUUACCUAACCAACUUUUUCUGGAUGUUUGUGGAGGGCCUCUAUCUGUACACGCUGGUGGUGCAAACAUUCUCCAGCGAUAAUAUUAGCUUUAUUAUAUACGCCCUGAUAGGCUGGGGCUGUCCAGCCUUAUGCAUUUUGGUGUGGUCCAUAGCCAAGGCGUUUGCCCCGCACCUCGAAAAUGAGCACUUCAAUGGGCUGGAAAUCGAUUGCACAUGGAUGCGUGAAUCUCAUAUCGACUGGAUAUUCAAGGUACCUGCCUCACUGGCUCUGCUGGUUAAUCUAGUGUUCCUCAUACGCAUCAUGUGGGUGCUCAUAACCAAACUGCGUUCUGCCCACACACUGGAAACGCGACAGUAUUAUAAGGCCUCUAAGGCGCUACUUGUGCUCAUACCGCUUUUUGGGAUCACCUAUCUGCUGGUGCUCACCGGCCCGGAACAGGGCAUCAGCCGUAAUCUCUUCGAGGCCAUAAGAGCCUUCCUGCUCAGCACGCAGGGCUUCUUUGUGGCUCUGUUCUACUGCUUCCUAAACUCUGAGGUUCGUCAGACGCUGAGGCAUCGAUUCACACGGUGGCGCGAGAGCAGGAACAUCCACCGCAACAGCUCCAUCAAGAAUCGCAGGCAUCGCGCCUCAAAAGACUACUCGCUGCGAUCGCGAACCGAAAGUCUACGCACGGAGGAAUGUGUGAUCUGCCUGCGCCCUUCGCCACACACGCGAUUGGGAUCUCUGCAACGCUACCACAGCAUCGAUAUUACAGACUUUGUCUAGGCCUCUCGGUUUCUGAUGGGAAUUUGUUUAAUUCAUUUCAUCUGGCUUGAUCCGCUACUCAAACUGCCUAAAGAAAAAAGUCUUCGCUGUCGUAGGUUCGAUAAAGUCGGUACCUAUCCUUGUUUAUGACUAUAUUGACUGGCAGGCACAAAAUGGAGAAGAUGUAAAUCAAUGUCAGACAGUCAUCAAAUGGAACUAAAAAGAACAUUGAACAGCUUCAGAUUUCCGUUGAUUUACGGAUCAGCUUAAGAUAAUUUUCCCAAUACUGGUAAGAAAGUGUGCCAGCAGCGUUAGCUUCUUAAUAUUUAACGGCGUGGUCAUCUCAUGCAGAUUUGUACGACCUUCUGAAAGCAAAGAACGUAUAAAAGCGGUAGCCCACUGCAUAAAAACUCACCAUCAAAAAAGAACCCAC